ACUGUUUUCUGUGGAUUGCUCUCCUCGGCCUUUAUUGCUGGGCCAUUCUUCAGAACCACAGGGAGCAGCUGCAGCAGGCAAUGAGAUGGCAAGACCAAGGUUUAAAAAGUUCAGCAAGCUGGAGCUUAUACUCAUUUUCCUGCUGCUUGUAUUGUUCAUCGUUGCUGUGGUUCUAAUUGUGCUCUUAGCCAAUUCAACACAACAAAAUGACCCUGCAGUCACAAGAACUAGCACUCCAGAUACUACGAUGACAAGAACUACUCCUAAUCUACCCAGUUGCCCAGUUCUCAGUGAACAGGAACGGAUAAAUUGCAUCCCUGACAAGAUACCUAACAAGACCAUAUGUGACCAGCGUGGCUGCUGCUGGGCUCCUCAGGGAGCUGUAAAUGUUCCUUGCUACUAUUCCAAGAAUCGUGGCUACCAAAUAGAGAGUGACCCUGUGUUUUCAAAUGCAGGAUUCACAGCUCAGUUGAAAAACUUGCCCUCUGCACCCCUGUUUGGAAGUGAAAUUGAAAACAUCUUGCUCACAGUGGAGUAUCAGACAUCCAAUCGCUUGCACUUUAAGCUGACCGACCCAGCCAAGGACAGGUUUGAAGUGCCUCAUGAGCAUGUGCAGCCCUUCAGUGGGAAUGCUGCGUCUUCCCUGAACUACCGAGUCGAGGUCACUAAACAGCCAUUCAGCAUCAAAGUCACCAGAAGAAGCAAUAACCGUGUGCUGUUUGACUCAAGCAUUGGGCCUCUCCUCUUCUCCGACCAGUUCCUGCAACUCUCAACCUACCUUCCCAGUGCCAAUGUGUACGGCCUGGGUGAACACGUGCACCAGCGGUACCGGCAUGACAUGAAUUGGAAGACCUGGACCUUGUUUUCCAGGGACACAACCCCUAACGCGGAUGGAAAUAACUUGUAUGGUGUACAGACCUUCUUCCUGUGCCUUGAAGAUAACAGUGGAUCAUCCUUUGGGGUGUUUCUGAUGAACAGCAAUGCCAUGGAUAUUGUCCUUCAGCCCACCCCAGCAAUCACAUACCGCACCAUUGGGGGAAUUCUGGACUUCUACGUGUUCUUGGGAAACACACCUGAGCAAGUUGUUCAAGAAUAUCUAGAGCUCAUCGGGCGACCGGCUCUUCCUUCCUACUGGGCACUUGGGUUUCAGAUCAGCCGGUAUGAUUAUGGAAGCCUAGACAACAUGAAGGCAGUUGUGGAAAGAAACCGUGCAGCACAUCUCCCUUAUGACGUCCAGCAUGCUGAUAUUGAUUAUAUGGAGCAGAGAAAGGACUUCACUUAUGACCCAGAGAAGUUUAAAGGCUUCCCAGAGUUUGCUGUGGACUUACACAACAAUGGCCAGAAACUUAUUAUCAUUUUGGAUCCGGCCAUUUCCAACAACUCUCUCCCAAGCGGCUCCUAUGAACCAUAUGAAAGGGGUUCAGCAAUGAAUAUCUGGGUGAAUAGUUCUGACGGCAUAAGCCCACUCAUUGGAGAGGUCUGGCCUGGAACAACUGUGUUUCCUGAUUACACCAAUCCCAACUGUGCUGUUUGGUGGGCAAACGAAAUUGACAGUUUCCACCGCACAGUGGCAUUUGAUGGAAUUUGGAUUGAUAUGAAUGAAGUCUCCAACUUUGUUGAUGGCUCAGUUUCAGGAUGUUCCACAAAUGAGCUCAAUUAUCCCCCAUUCACACCAAAGGUCCUGGAUGGACACUUGUUCUCUAAGACUCUCUGCAUGGAUGCCAUUCAACUCUGGGGCAAGCAGUAUGACGUCCACAAUCUGUACGGUUACUCCAUGGCCAUUGCCACAGCAGAAGCCGUGAAGACUACGUUCCCAGACAAGAGGAGCUUCAUCAUCACACGCUCAACCUUUGCGGGAUCUGGCAAGUUUGCAGCCCACUGGUUAGGGGACAACACUGCCACCUGGAGCGACCUUCGGUGGUCUAUUCCAGGCAUGCUUGAGUUCAACCUUUUCGGCAUCCCAAUGGUGGGAGCCGACAUAUGUGGCUUUGCCUUGGACACAUCUGAGGAGCUGUGCAGGCGGUGGAUGCAGCUGGGGGCAUUUUAUCCUUUUUCCCGGAAUCACAAUGGCCAAGGCUACAAGGACCAGGAUCCUGCCUCUUUUGGAGCAGAUUCGGAGCUGUUGAAUUCGUCUAGGCACUACCUUAACAUCCGAUACACUCUUCUGCCUUACCUCUACACUCUUUUAUACUGUGCCCACAGCCGGGGAGACACGGUGGCUAGGCCCCUUGUGCAUGAGUUCUAUGAGGACAGCAAUACUUGGGACAUAGACCGGCAGUUUCUGUGGGGACCAGGCCUCCUCAUCACUCCUGUUCUGGAUGAGGGUUCAGAGAAAGUGAAAGCAUAUGUGCCUGAUGCCGUCUGGUAUGACUAUGAGACCGGGGGACAGUUGACAUGGAGAAAGCAAAGCAUCGAGAUGGCCCUCCCUGGAGAUAAAAUCGGACUUCACCUUCGAGGAGGCUACAUCUUCCCCACCCAACAGCCAAACACAACCACAACAGCCAGCCGGAAGAACCCCCUUGGCCUGAUCGUUGCCCUGGAUGAGAACAAAGAAGCCAGAGGAGAACUGUUCUGGGAUGAUGGGGAGUCGAAGGAUACUGUGGCCAAGAACACUUACCUCUUUAGUGAAUUUUCUGUCUCCAAAAACCGUUUGAAUGUGACAAUUUCAAGUGCAAACUACACCGAUCCCAAUAACUUAGAAUUCCAGGAAAUUAAAAUCCUUGGGACAGAGGCAAUUUACAAUGUUAGAGUCAAACAGAAUGGUGUCCUUAGUCAAAUGUCUCCUCGAAUCACUUACAAUUCAACCCUGAAGGUUGCCACCAUCACAGACAUCCAUCUCGCGCUGGGAGAAGCGUACACAGUUGAGUGGAGCAAUGUGAUAGACCAGGAGAAGAUAGACUGCUAUCCAGAUGAGCAUGGAGCUUCUGAAGCCAACUGCACUGCCCGUGGCUGCGUCUGGGAGGAAUCUGACAUUUCUGGCGUCCCUUAUUGCUACAUUGUCAAUGACCUGUACUCAGUCAGCAAUGUUCAGUAUCACGAGAAUGAGGCCACAGCCAGCAUCUCCUUGAAGGAUUCUCCUUACAGCCAUGCCUUCCCCUCCACACCCGUGAACCAGCUGCAACUGCGCGUGAUCUACCACAAGAAUGAGAUGCUGCAGUUUAAGAUCUACGAUCCCAACCACAGUCGGUACGAGGUCCCGGUGCCUCUGAACAUCCCCAGUGCUCCAUCCAGCACCCCAGACGGCCGUCUCUAUGAUGUCCUCAUCAAGGAGAACCCAUUUGGGAUUGAAAUUCGCAGGAAGAGUACAGGCUCUGUCAUCUGGGACUCUCAGCUCCCGGGCUUCACCUUCAAUGACAUGUUCAUCCGCAUCUCCACCCGCCUGCCCUCCACACACAUCUAUGGCUUUGGGGAAACUGAGCACACAACCUUCAAGAUUGACUUGAACUGGCACACGUGGGGCAUGUUUUCCAGGGAUGAGCCCCCGGGGUACAAGAAGAAUUCCUAUGGUGUCCACCCUUACUACAUGGGGCUGGAGAAGGAUGGCAACACCCAUGGAGUCCUCCUGAUGAACAGCAAUGCCAUGGAUGUGUCAUUCCAGCCUCUGCCUGCCCUGACAUACAGAACCACAGGGGGCAUUCUGGACUUCUAUGUGUUCCUGGGCCCAACUCCAGAGCUCGUCACUCAGCAAUACACUGAGCUGAUUGGUCGGCCAGUGAUGGUGCCUUACUGGUCCCUGGGAUUCCAGCUGUGUCGCUAUGGAUAUGAGAAUGAUGGUGAGAUCGCCAGCUUGUAUGAUGACAUGGUGACUAAAAGGAUCCCCUAUGACGUGCAGUACUCAGACAUCGACUACAUGGAGAGGCAGCUGGACUUCACCCUCAGCCCCAAGUUCUCUGGGUUUCCAGCCCUGAUCGAUCGCAUGAAGCGUGAUGGGAUGCGGGUCAUCCUCAUUCUGGACCCAGCUAUUUCUGGCAACGAGACAGAGCCCUACCCUGCCUUCACCCGAGGUGUACAGGAUGACGUCUUCAUCAGAUUUCCCAAUAAUGGAGACAUUGUCUGGGGAAAGGUCUGGCCUGAUUACCCUGGUAUUGUGGUGAACUCCUCUCUAGACUGGGACAGUCAAGUAGAGCAAUACCGAGCUUAUGUGGCCUUCCCAGACUUUUUCCGUGAUUCCACUUCCAAAUGGUGGAAGAAAGAGAUUCAAGAACUGCACACGAACCCACAGAACUCAACAAAGAGCUUAAAGUUUGAUGGCCUGUGGAUUGAUAUGAAUGAACCUUCCAGCUUUGUGAAUGGGGCAGUUCCUCCAGGCUGCAGCGAUGCUACUCUGAACCGUCCUCCCUACAUGCCACAUUUGGCAGCCAGGGACAGGGGCCUGAGCAGUAAGACCCUGUGCAUGGAGAGUGAGCAGAUCCUUCCAGAUGGUUCUCGGCUGCGGCACUACGAUGUGCACAGCCUGUAUGGGUGGUCCCAGACCAGACCCACCUACGAAGCUGUUCAGGAGGUGACAGGCGAGAGAGGGAUCGUCAUCACACGCUCCACAUUCCCCUCUUCUGGACGCUGGGCAGGACACUGGCUGGGAGACAACACAGCUGCCUGGGACCAGCUGGGGAAAUCCAUCAUUGGCAUGAUGGAGUUCAGUCUCUUUGGCAUCUCCUAUACCGGGUCAGACAUCUGCGGCUUCUUUCAAGAUGCUGAGUAUGAGAUGUGUGUUCGCUGGAUGCAGCUGGGCGCCUUUUACCCCUUCUCCCGGAACCACAACACCAUCGGGACCAGGAGACAAGACCCUGUCUCCUGGGAUACAGCCUUUGAGGACAUCUCCAGGAGUGUGCUAGAGACCAGAUACACCCUGUUGCCAUAUCUCUACACCUUGAUGUACAAGGCCCACACAGAGGGCAGCACAGUUGUGCGGCCUCUUCUCCAUGAGUUUCUGUCAGACCGGGAGACGUGGAAUACAGACAAACAGUUCCUGCUGGGUCCCGCCUUCCUGGUCAGCCCUGUGCUGGAGCCCAAUGCCAGAAACGUCACUGCAUAUUUCCCCAAAGCCCGCUGGUAUGACUAUUACACGGGUGCAGAUGUCAAUUCAACAGGAGAGUGGAAGACCUUGCCAGCCCCCCUUGAACACAUUAAUCUUCACGUCCGUGGAGGCUACAUCCUGCCAUGGCAGCAACACGCCCUGAACACCCACUUAAGCCGGAAGAACCCCCUUGGCCUUCUCGUUGCCCUGGAUGAGAACAAAGAAGCCAGAGGAGAACUGUUCUGGGAUGAUGGGGAGUCGAAGGAUACUGUGGCCAAGAACACUUACCUCUUUAGUGAAUUUUCUGUCUCCAAAAACCGUUUGAAUGUGACAAUUUCAAGUGCAAACUACAAAGAUCCCAAUAACUUAGAAUUCCAGGAAAUUAAAAUCCUUGGGACAGAGGAAAUUUACAAUGUUAGAGUCAAACAGAAUGGUGUCCUUAGUCAAAUGUCUCCUCGAAUCACUUACAAUUCAACCCUGAAGGUUGCCACCAUCACAGACAUCCAUCUCGCGCUGGGAGAAGCGUACACAGUUGAGUGGAGCAAUGUGAUAGACCAGGAGAAGAUAGACUGCUAUCCAGAUGAGCAUGGAGCUUCUGAAGCCAACUGCACUGCCCGUGGCUGCGUCUGGGAGGAAUCUGACAUUCCUGGGGUCCCUCAUUGCUACAUUGUCAAUGACCUGUACUCAGUCAGCAAUGUUCAGUAUCGUGAGAAUGAGGCCACAGCCAGCAUCUCCUUGAAAGAUUCUCCUUACAGCCAUGCCUUCCCCUCCACACCCGUGAACCAGCUGCAACUGCGCGUGAUCUACCACAAAAAUGAGAUGCUGCAGUUUAAGAUCUACGAUCCCAACCACAGUCGGUACGAGGUCCCGGUGCCUCUGAACAUCCCCAGUGCUCCAUCCAGCACCCCAGACGGCCGUCUCUAUGAUGUCCUCAUCAAGGAGAACCCAUUUGGGAUUGAAAUUCGCAGGAAGAGUACAGGCUCUGUCAUCUGGGACUCUCAGCUCCCGGGCUUCACCUUCAAUGACAUGUUCAUCCGCAUCUCCACCCGCCUGCCCUCCACACACAUCUAUGGCUUUGGGGAAACUGAGCACACAACCUUCAAGAUUGACUUGAACUGGCACACGUGGGGCAUGUUUUCCAGGGAUGAGCCCCCGGGGUACAAGAAGAAUUCCUAUGGUGUCCACCCUUACUACAUGGGGCUGGAGAAGGAUGGCAAUGCCCAUGGAGUCCUCCUGAUGAACAGCAAUGCCAUGGAUGUGUCAUUCCAGCCUCUGCCUGCCCUGACAUACAGAACCACAGGGGGCAUUCUGGACUUCUAUGUGUUCCUGGGCCCAACUCCAGAGCUCGUCACUCAGCAAUACACUGAGCUGAUUGGUCGGCCAGUGAUGGUGCCUUACUGGUCCCUGGGAUUCCAGCUGUGUCGCUAUGGAUAUGAGAAUGAUGGUGAGAUCGCCAGCUUGUAUGAUGACAUGGUGACUAAAAGGAUCCCCUAUGAUGUGCAGUACUCAGACAUCGACUACAUGGAGAGGCAGCUGGACUUCACCCUCAGCCCCAAGUUCUCUGGGUUUCCAGCCCUGAUCGAUCACAUGAAGCGUGAUGGGAUGCGGGUCAUCCUCAUUCUGGACCCAGCUAUUUCUGGCAACGAGACAGAGCCCUACCCUGCCUUCACCCGAGGUGUACAGGAUGACGUCUUCAUCAGAUUUCCCAAUAAUGGAGACAUUGUCUGGGGAAAGGUCUGGCCUGAUUACCCUGGUAUUGUGGUGAACUCCUCUCUAGAUUGGGACAGUCAAGUAGAGCAAUACCGAGCUUAUGUGGCCUUCCCAGAUUUUUUCCGUGAUUCCACUUCCAAAUGGUGGAAGAAAGAGAUUCAAGAACUGCACACGAACCCACAGAACUCAACAAAGAGCUUGAAGUUUGAUGGCCUGUGGAUUGAUAUGAAUGAACCUUCCAGCUUUGUGAAUGGGGCAGUUCCUCCAGGCUGCAGUGAUGCUACUCUGAACCGUCCUCCCUACAUGCCACAUUUGGCAGCCAGGGACAGGGGCCUGAGCAGUAAGACCCUGUGCAUGGAGAGUGAGCAGAUCCUUCCAGAUGGCUCCCGGGUGCGGCACUACGAUGUGCACAGCCUGUAUGGGUGGUCCCAGACCAGACCCACCUACGAAGCUGUUCAGGAGGUGACAGGAGAGAGAGGGAUCGUCAUCACACGCUCCACAUUCCCCUCUUCUGGACGCUGGGCAGGACACUGGCUGGGAGACAACACAGCUGCCUGGGACCAGCUGGGGAAAUCCAUCAUUGGCAUGAUGGAGUUCAGUCUCUUUGGCAUCUCCUAUACCGGGUCAGACAUCUGCGGCUUCUUUCAAGAUGCUGAGUAUGAGAUGUGUGUUCGCUGGAUGCAGCUGGGCGCCUUUUACCCCUUCUCCCGGAACCACAACACCAUCGGGACCAGGAGACAAGACCCUGUCUCCUGGGAUACAGCCUUUGAGGACAUCUCCAGGAGUGUGCUAGAGACCAGAUACACCCUGUUGCCGUAUCUCUACACCUUGAUGUACAAGGCCCACACAGAGGGCAGCACAGUUGUGCGGCCUCUUCUCCAUGAAUUUGUGUCAGACAAUGAGACCUGGAAUAUAGACAAACAGUUCCUCCUGGGCCCAGCCUUCCUGGUCAGCCCUGUGCUUGAGCCCAAUGCUCGAAACGUCAGCGCAUACUUCCCCACAGCCCUCUGGUAUGACUACUAUACGGGUGCAGCUACCAACUCAACGGGGGAGUGGAAGACCUUACCAGCCCCUCUCGAGCACAUCAAUCUUCAUGUCCGUGGGGGCUACAUCCUGCCAUGGCAACAACCUGCCCGGAACACGCACUUAAGCCGGAAGAACCCCCUUGGCCUGAUCGUUGCCCUGGAUGAGAACAAAGAAGCCAGAGGAGAACUGUUCUGGGAUGAUGGGGAGUCGAAGGACCUCACAACCAAUAAUGUUCUGUGUAAAUUUUCAGUCACUCAAAACCACUUGGAUGUGAGUGCUGUAGGAUCAACCUACACAGACCCUGAUAAUUUGGCAUUUCAGGAGAUUAAAAUUUUUGGAACAGAGGUGCUUCACAAUGUGACAGUGAAGCACAAUGGUGUCAUUAGUCAGAUGUCUCCUCAAGUCACAUAUGACCCUAACACAAAGGUUGCAAUUAUUACGGGCAUCCAACUUCUCCUCAACGAAUCCUACACAGUGGACUGGAAUGGCAGCAUAAAGGAUGAAGAGAAGAUAGACUGUUAUCCAGAUCAACACGGGGCUUCUGAGGCAAGCUGUGCUGCCCGAGGCUGCGUCUGGAAGGAAUCCAACAUUUCUGGGGUCCCUCAUUGCUACAUUGUCAAUGACCUGUACUCAGUCAGCAAUGUUCAGUAUCUCGAGAAUGAGGCCACAGCCAGCAUCUCCUUGAAGGAUUCUCCUUACAGCCAUGCCUUCCCCUCCACACCCGUGAACCAGCUGCAACUGCGCGUGAUCUACCACAAGAACGAGAUGCUGCAGUUUAAGAUCUAUGAUCCCAACCACAGUCGGUACGAGGUCCCGGUGCCUCUGAACAUCCCCAGUGCUCCAUCCAGCACCCCAGACGGCCGUCUCUAUGAUGUCCUCAUCAAGGAGAACCCAUUUGGGAUUGAAAUUCGCAGGAAGAGUACAGGCUCUGUCAUCUGGGACUCUCAGCUCCCGGGCUUCACCUUCAAUGACAUGUUCAUCCGCAUCUCCACCCGCCUGCCCUCCACACACAUCUAUGGCUUUGGGGAAACUGAGCACACAACCUUCAAGAUUGACUUGAACUGGCACACGUGGGGCAUGUUUUCCAGGGAUGAGCCCCCGGGGUACAAGAAGAAUUCCUAUGGUGUCCACCCUUACUACAUGGGGCUGGAGGAGGAUGGCAACGCCCAUGGAGUCCUCCUGCUGAACAGCAAUGCCAUGGACGUGACCUUCCAGCCCACGCCUGCUCUCACGUACCGCACCACAGGGGGAGUUUUGGACUUUUAUGUAUUUUUGGGGCCGACUCCUGAACUUGUCACCCAGCAGUACACGGAGCUGAUUGGUCGGCCAGUGAUGGUGCCUUACUGGUCCCUGGGAUUCCAGCUGUGUCGCUAUGGAUAUGAGAAUGAUGGUGAGAUCGCCAGCUUGUAUGAUGACAUGGUGACUAAAAGGAUCCCCUAUGACGUGCAGUACUCAGACAUCGACUACAUGGAGAGGCAGCUGGACUUCACCCUCAGCCCCAAGUUCUCUGGGUUUCCAGCCCUGAUCGAUCGCAUGAAGCGUGAUGGGAUGCGGGUCAUCCUCAUUCUGGACCCAGCUAUUUCUGGCAACGAGACAGAGCCCUACCCUGCCUUCACCCGAGGUGUACAGGAUGACGUCUUCAUCAGAUUUCCCAAUAAUGGAGACAUUGUCUGGGGAAAGGUCUGGCCUGAUUACCCUGGUAUUGUGGUGAACUCUUCUCUAGACUGGGACAGUCAAGUAGAGCAAUACCGAGCUUAUGUGGCCUUCCCAGACUUUUUCCGUGAUUCCACUUCCAAAUGGUGGAAGAAAGAGAUUCAAGAACUGCACACGAACCCACAGAACUCAACAAAGAGCUUAAAGUUUGAUGGCCUGUGGAUUGAUAUGAAUGAACCUUCCAGCUUUGUGAAUGGGGCAGUUCCUCCAGGCUGCAGCGAUGCUACUCUGAACCGUCCUCCCUACAUGCCACAUUUGGCAGCCAGGGACAGGGGCCUGAGCAGUAAGACCCUGUGCAUGGAGAGUGAGCAGAUCCUUCCAGAUGGUUCUCGGCUGCGGCACUACGAUGUGCACAGCCUGUAUGGGUGGUCCCAGACCAGACCCACCUACGAGUGACUGUUCCAGGAGGUGACAGGCGAGAGAGGGAUCGUCAUCACACGCUCCACAUUCCCCUCUUCUGGACGCUGGGCAGGACACUGGCUGGGAGACAACACAGCUGCCUGGGACCAGCUGGGGAAAUCCAUCAUUGGCAUGAUGGAGUUCAGUCUCUUUGGCAUCUCCUAUACCGGGUCAGACAUCUGCGGCUUCUUUCAAGAUGCUGAGUAUGAGAUGUGUGUUCGCUGGAUGCAGCUGGGCGCCUUUUACCCCUUCUCCCGGAACCACAACACCAUCGGGACCAGGAGACAAGACCCUGUCUCCUGGGAUACAGCCUUUGAGGACAUCUCCAGGAGUGUGCUAGAGACCAGAUACACCCUGUUGCCGUAUCUCUACACCUUGAUGUACAAGGCCCACACAGAGGGCAGCACAGUUGUGCGGCCUCUUCUCCAUGAGUUUGUGUCAGACCGGGAGACGUGGGAUAUAGACAAACAAUUCCUGCUGGGUCCCGCCUUCCUGGUCAGCCCGGUGCUGGAGCCCAAGGCCAGAACGGUGGAGGCAUAUUUUCCCAGAGCCCGCUGGUAUGACUACUACACAGGUGUAGAUAUUAAUGCAAGGGGACAAUGGAAGACCUUGCCGGCCCCUCUUGAGCACAUUAACCUUCAUGUCCGUGGGGGUUACAUCCUGCCAUGUCAGGACCCUGCCAUGAACACCCAUUUGAGCCGUGAGAAACCGAUGAACCUCAAGGUUGCCUUGGACGAUGAGGGACUUGCUGAGGGCUGGCUCUUCUGGGAUGAUGGGAAAAGCAUCAAUAUCACAAACAAAUACUACUUGGCCAUGUUUUCUGUCAGCGAGAACACGCUGCGGAGACAUAACGUUUUUAACAAUUAUGUCAGUGGUACUGCUGCUUUGAACCUAGGCUACAUUGAAAUCUGGGGAUUGAAAACUGUUCCCAUUAACAGUGUGACGAUCUCUUGGAACAACAAGAAUGAAAUAAUCCCCUUUGACUACAACACUGAAACCCAGAUAUUAAGAGUUGAUGUGACCAAAAAAUCAAUCGGCCUGCAUACUUUUGUGUCCAUGACAUGGAACUCUUCAUGAAUUUUUAGAGUAGGAUACUACAAACAGAUUUAAACUUCUUAUGCUACAUAAUUGUAUAAUUACUAUGUAUCACCAAUUGUUUCAUUCCCAAUAUGGCUAGAAUAAUUUGUGGAAGUAUUUAUGUAUGUAUAUGGCUCCCAAGGAUAAUAUCUCUGGGUCACAUUAAUGUAUAGAUCCAGGCUGUGGUGCGCGCGUGUGUGUGUGUGUGUGUGUGUGUGUGUGUGUGUGUGUGUGUGUAAGGGAUUCCAAUGUUUUCCUAAAGAUAAAAUAGGAAUCUUGCUAUGGCAGCCUCUGUCUGCUGCUAAGCAAAACCGUAAGAAUUAUGCAGAAGGAACUUGUGUAGGUUGGCAUAGGGGGCAGAGAACAGUGGGCCCAGAGUGUGAUAGAGGAUGGAGAAAAAUAACCACACACACACAGUAAAGAAUAAGGGGAGGUAAGAGACAGUGGUUGGCAACAGCGACAGUCAGAGUCGUUCUAAGGAAUAGCCUUGUGGGGAGGAGGAAGGGAGAGUCAACUCGUUUGAAAAAGAAGAAGAUCUUGGGGAAAUGCUCAACACACAUGAAGGUGAUGUGAAGGACAUUUAAGUGGGUAGAGCUAAAGGCAGGAAUCGGAUGCACAAAAUGAGUUGUUUCCAUAGAAGUGAGCUUUGAAAUGUAUAACUCUUAUUUCUUGACCAUAUCUCAUGUACACAACAAUGGUUCGUGCAAGCAUACAUGAUGUAUAUGCCACAGAAAAAUAAAGCAUGUGAAUUUA
This is a messenger RNA of Phodopus roborovskii (desert hamster), 11692 nucleotides long. Its product is annotated as maltase-glucoamylase-like. Gene Ontology annotation, molecular function: alpha-1,4-glucosidase activity; carbohydrate binding. NCBI's taxonomy places the organism in Eukaryota, Metazoa, Chordata, Mammalia, Rodentia, Cricetidae. Gene Ontology annotation, biological process: carbohydrate metabolic process. The transcript has 94 exons. The record is from RefSeq and is a predicted model, not a curated record.